AUGACUGGCAAUUCUGACCAGAUUGAGUGCGUUCGCACAAAUACAAGCGUUGCCAUUCCAAUCGAGGUGUUUGAAAGACGAUAUCUUGCUCCUCAGCUCCCGAAAGCAGAUUGGUAUAAACGCCUUGGUAACCCGACGCCUUUGGGGCUUGUUGGGUUUUUGAUGGGUGCGACACCGUUGGCAUGCACACUUAUGGGCUGGGGGGGAUCUGGAGGGGGUGGCGUAGCAACAAUAGGAUUUACCUACUUUUUUGGAGGCCUACUCCAGCUAAUCGCAUCGUUACUUGAGUUCAUUCUCGGAAACACCUUCCCUUUCAUCGUCUUUGGAUCAUUUGGAGCAUUUUGGGUAGGCUUUGGUGCCGCUCAAACACCCAGCUUUAAUGCACAGGGAUUUUUUCAGAGUGGCCAAGAUGGCACGGAUAUCAGCGAGUUUUAUGCUAGCUAUGCGUUCGGCUUGAUAUUCAUGGCUUUCCUUGUUGCGAUAUACACGAUAUGUGCCACUCGACUCAAUGUGGUCUUUGUCUGUCUUUUUUUCACCCUUACGAUAGCCUUAAUCUGUCUUGCGGUAUCUUACUGGUACAUUGCGCGCGGAAAUGAUGUGGUUGGAGGCAGGCUGUCCAAAACUGGGGGAGCUCUUACGUUUGUCGUCUGUUUCCUAGCAUGGUAUUACUUAAUUGGCCUUAUGCUCGAUGAUGUCAACUUUCCACUGAGAGUCCCAGUAGGUGAUCUUACUGGACGAUUCGCCAGGGAAAAGACAUCUAGUGAGGCCUAA
Molecule: messenger RNA, 771 nt
Organism: Trichoderma atroviride IMI 206040
Lineage: Eukaryota; Fungi; Ascomycota; Sordariomycetes; Hypocreales; Hypocreaceae
Source: RefSeq, a predicted model, not a curated record